Molecule: messenger RNA, 345 nt
Organism: Sclerotinia sclerotiorum 1980 UF-70
Lineage: Eukaryota; Fungi; Ascomycota; Leotiomycetes; Helotiales; Sclerotiniaceae
Exons: 1
Coding region: 1-345 (114 amino acids)
Source: RefSeq, a predicted model, not a curated record
AUGAAAGACUGGGAUCCUCCUAUCAAGAAAGAAUUCUGUGAAGCGAAGAUAGCAGAAGCGAGACAGAAUAUUAUGGAUAGUGACAAGUUGAACAUUAAGAUUCCAGAUCAAAUAAUUGAUGAAAGCAAGAAUAUCAAGGAAGAGCCUUGGAUUCCACCUAUGUCAGACGAGGUGCUUGAUGAGAAUGGGAAAUGGUUUAGAGAUGAAUUGGGGAGGGGAAAUUUUUUGGACGAAGUUCUCAACGUGGCGAAGAUGAAAGAUGAUGAUCAAGAUAAGGAUCAGGACCAGUAUGAGAAGAAGCAGCACCGCAAAGAUUGUGUUGAUCAGAUGUAUUGUGGCUGCUAG